AGAGAGAGGGAGGGAGCGAGCGAGCAAGAACCUCAAGCUAUUGAUGGGGAGACAGGGGAGGGGUGGAACGAACAAGCAUGUAUGGCAGCCAGAGGAAGGGAGGGGUGUGUGUGUGCGUGUGUGGGCCGAGGCUCUGGUGAAUGAGGAAGCAGCAGAGCCAUUUUUUCCUGUUGAGAAACUGCACGCUGGUCUGCCUGCGCGAGAGAGAGAGAGCACGCGAGGGGGAAUAAAAGUCCUCCUUCCCGGAGUCUCCGGGGUCCCCUCAAGGCCCGGGACUUGCGUGCCUCCACGCUCACUGCUGCUUUUUUCAUUGAAGUUGGGGAGGCCCCGAAGAGGACACAAUGGAGCGGAGAGCCUUUGGCAACUGGGCCGUUGUACUACUGAGAGGGGGAUGGGGUAGAGAGAAGACCGGUUCACACAGCUAGCACAGCCUGCCUGCCGGCCGCUGGCUUCCGUGGCCUCUCCUCCGCUCCCGAACCAGCUCUUCCCGUCUCCCGGCCUAAUUUUUUUUUCCCGGAACAGACCCCCGCCUCUCCACCCCAAAACUCCACUCGGACUACGCAAUGGGUUUACUCAUCAUGUUUUGCGGGAUUUUCAGAUAGGCACCAGAGCCCCGGGCUUAAAUCUGGGGUGUUCUGGAUGACAGGAAAGGGAAACAAAAAAAAAACCAACUUUCCCAAUUGUUUUUUUUUCUUACCUUUCUUUCGGGAUUGUGGAUCAGAUCUUUCCGUGCCGUCGGAGUCUUUGUAAAUGGAUUACAAGAUGCAUGCCAAGUCCAACGAUUUGCUGGAUUUCCAAAAACUGGAUGCCCUCCUGGAAAAGAUUGCACAUUCGGUGUCUGUGAAAAGAGAGUCCAGCGAGGAGUGCAAUGGGAUCAGCGGUGCUCUGUCAGUGGAGUCUGUGCCGGGGCCAAGAUUGAACUGGUGCACUGCCAACAGCGCUCCCCCUGCCCUCGCUCCAGCGCCUGCAGCGGGGCCCGGGCCCAUGCCCAUGCCCAACCCAGUCAGGAUGGGGGACGGCCUGGACGCUGCGCAGAUGUCGGGCGGCAGCAGUAGCAGCAGCAGCGGCGGCGGCAGCCAAGGGCAGCCCCAGACGGUUGGCAACCCCCCACCCCCGGAAUACAUCAACCUUGACAGGCCCAAGCGCCAGACCAACCAGCUGCAGUACCUGCUCAAGGUGGUGGUGAAGUCCCUGUGGAAACACCAGUUUGCCUGGCCCUUCCAUUCACCGGUGGAUUCAAUCAAACUCAAUCUUCCUGACUACUACACAAUAAUUAAAAACCCCAUGGACAUGGGAACAAUCAAGAAAAGGCUUGAAAACAGCUACUACUGGAAUGCCCAAGAAUGUAUCCAAGACUUCAACAAGAUGUUUACCAACUGCUACAUGUACAAUAAGCCUUCGGAUGACAUAGUCUUAAUGGCUAAGGCGCUAGAGAAGGCUUUCCUCCAAAAGGUCGCCGACAUGCCUCAGGAAGAAAUUGAGAUUGCGGUCAUGACAGGGAAGGGCCGGGGCCGAGGUCGCAGAGACGCCGGUCUCGGCUUGAAACCGGGUGCCAUCAUCGACCCUUCCUCCACAACCCCUCAAACGCGAGGUCUGUCAAGCCUCUCGACAGCACCUCAGACCAGAGGACCGGCACAGGGCCCGCCUUCACUACCUCCUCAGCCUUUAAUGCAGGCCCUCCCGUCCCACGUUCCCCCGACGUUACCGGGCCACGCGGCACAGCGAGGAGCGCCCUACUCUUUGGGCCAAUUGGAUUGCACUCUUCAAGUUCCCAUGAUGACCUCUGUGCCUCCCCCCGUUCAGACCUCCCUCCCGCCGGCAUCCAUCCAGAGCACCGCCCCCAUGCUGCAAAACCCGAUCGCCAUGACCAAACAAAGAAAGAGCCAGAAAAGAAAAGCGGACACUACAACACCCACAGCCAACGACCAGCUCAGCGAGUCCUCCCCAGCCGAAUCCAAGUCGGGGAAGACGCUGCCUCGGCGGGAGAGCAGCCGCCCCGCCAAAAUGGUCAAGAAAGAGGCGCCGGACUCGCAGCAUCAAGUGGUGAUGGGAACGGGCAUGAGCGGGCCCAGUAGUAGCCACAGCCCCGUCCCGCAAGACCAACUGGGCUACUGUUUGAGUCUGGUCAGAGAAAUGCUGUCCAAGAAACACACGAUGUAUGCCUGGCCCUUCUACAAACCCGUCGAUGUGGCUGCGCUCGGGCUGCACGAUUAUCACGACAUCAUCAAACAUCCCAUGGACCUAAGCACCAUUAAGGCAAAGCUGGAGAACAGACAAUACCGGGAUCCCCAGGAAUUUGCUGCCGAUGUCCGGUUAAUGUUUUCCAACUGCUAUAAAUAUAAUCCGCCUGACCACGAGGUGGUGGCGAUGGCACGCAGGUUGCAGGAUGUGUUUGAGAUGCGCUUUGCCAAGAUGCCAGACGAACCAGAGUCCAAGCCCCUCGCCUCCGUCCCAGCUCCCCCACUCCACCACCCUGCCCCGGUGAAACCCCAGCCUCCGAUGGGCCGCGUCGCCUCCUCUUCCGACAGUUCCAGCGACUCCUCCUCAGAGUCCGAGUCUUCAACCGACGACUCGGAGGAGGAGCGAGCUCAGCGGCUGGCCGAGCUCCAGGAACAGCUGAAGGCUGUCCACGAGCAGCUGGCUGCCCUUUCCCAGCCUCAAGCCAGCAAACCAAAGAGAAAAGAGAAGGAAAAGAAGGAGAAGAAGAAAGACAAACACAAGAAGAAAGGUGGCAUCCCCAGCCUGGUUGACGAGAUCCAGGAUGCCGCACCCGUUUCCCAGCUGUCGAAAAGGACCAAGAACAGUACAAAUAACAACAAAGAGCUACCCAAGAAGAAAUCCAGUAAAAAAGAGGCCACGAAAAACAACCAGCCCCCCAACCUCCCGCCCGUUCUCUGCCUGGAAGAAGACCUGGCGGGUUCUUCGGCUUUGUCGGAAAAGUGCAAGCCCAUGACGUACGAGGAGAAGAGACAACUCAGCCUGGACAUCAAUAAGCUUCCCGGUGACAAACUGGGCCGCGUGGUCCACAUCAUCCAGUCGCGAGAGCCCUCGCUCAAGAACUCCAACCCCGACGAGAUUGAGAUUGACUUUGAAACGCUCAAGCCUUCCACUCUGCGAGAGCUGGAGCGCUACGUGUCCACGUGCCUUCGCAAGAAAAAGAAGGGUGGAGCCGAGAAGUCUCUGGAGGCCAUGGUUUCCACCAAAAAGACCGGAUCUUCUUCGGACAGCAGCGGCUCCAGUUCCGAGAGUGAAACCGAGGCUCCGGGGAUGGUCAAACCGCAAAAGAAGAAGGCUCAAUCUGCGAAGGAGGGGAAGAAGACGCAUUCACAUCUACAGACUACCCCCGCUCAGCCUGUGCUUCAUCCGCAAGCCGCGGCGUUUCAGCCUCAGAUGAAGCAGCAUCAGGCCCCUCCCGUGGAGUAUAUGCCUCCUCCCGUAACCGCUCUGGAGUCUUCCCAGAUGCUGGAGAACAGCUUUGAGUCCUUGCCGUCAUUCAGCCAGCCCCUUAUGCAUCUUUCCCACCAUACGGGAAACGCUUCAUCCCCAGCGCCGCCUCAGCUCAGCGCCAACACCGCCGGGCAGGUGUCCCCUGAGACGCACCCCUUCCUCACCCAACAUCCAAUACUCCCCUCUCCAGCCUUGCACAGUUCCAUGCCUCAGCAGCCAUCUCGACCGAGUCACAAGGCGGCGCCUCUUCAUCCCAAACUUUCCCAGCACCAGCCCGCACCCCCUCAGCAGCAGCCAGCGUUGCAGCAGCAGCAGCAGCCGACUUUGCAGCAGCAGCAGCAGCCCACAUUGCAGCAACAUCCGCCUCUCCUGCCCCAGUCAGCACCUCCGCCGCAUCAGCUGCCCCCGCAGAUCCUUCAUCCCCCUCAGACCAUGCACCAGAGGCCCCUCUCCCCACCAACACUCACCCCUCAGGGCUUGCUGUCUUCCCAGCCUCCCCAGAUUCUGCUGGAGGACGACGAAGAGUCGGCCUCCUCCACGCCCCUUAACCAAGUGCAACUGUACCUGCAACAGUUCCAACAAGGCCGUCAGCCCCAGCAGUCCAUGCAGUCGCUGCAGGCGCAAUCUCGUCAGCAGCAGCAGCAAGCAGGACAGUCAUCUCUGCUGCAGUCUGUCCAGGGCCAACCUCAACUCUCCUCCCAAGCCACGCUGCCUACGGCCCAGCUUCCGCUUCAGGCGCCGGCUCCGGUAGCCCCGCCGCAUCAAGCCCCGUCCCAACAGAUGUCCCUCCACCAGAGCCGCCACCUGCCGCACAGUCAGCCGCAGGCUCAGCAGCAGCAGCAGCAACAGCAGCAGCUGAGUUACCAGCAGGUUGCCACGCUCAUCGGUCAGUCUCAGGGGCCUUCACACAAGGUGGCCAUGCCCAGCAACAAAGCACAGCAGAUCAUACAGCCCCCGGAGCAGUUGUCCCCGCGGCCGCCGCCCAAGCCUGACCUUUUCAUCGCAGGUCACAUGAGGGAUAACCCAUCCCCUCUCAUGAUGCAUUCCCCGCAACUUCCUCAGUACCCUCCCGUGUCUCACCAGUCUCCGCCUCACAAUAUGCAGUCCAAAAAGCAAAGGGUCCCCGGCAAUCAAGGAGUGCUCAAAGAGGACAAACUUCCCCCCUCACCGGUGAUGAGAGGAGAGCCUUUCAACAACGCCAUCAGGCCCGAGCAUCACAAGCAUCCCGACAGCAAGCCCACUCAGCAAGGCCUCGGCCAACAGAAUGUGAAGUCCAUGGACAGCUCUCGGCCCGUCAUCCGCUCCUCUGAGCCGAGCGGACCACCGCCGCCACCCCCCGCGCCAGACAAGGAGAAGUUCAAGCAAGAGUCCAAGGCACCCGCCGCACCCAAAAAGGAUGUGAAACUGAAGAACAUGGGCUCGUGGGCCAGCUUGGCUCAGAAGUCCACGUCGACGCCGAUGUCCGCCGUCAAGUCCUCGAGCGACAGCUUCGAGCAGUUUCGCCGGGCGGCCCGCGAGAAGGAGGAGCGGGAGAAGGCCUUGAAGGCGCAAGCCGAGCAGGCGGAAAAAGACCGCAUGCGCAGAGAGCAGGAUAAACUGCGAGGUCGGGAUGACGACGACGUGCUGGAGACAAGCAGGAGGGUGCACGAGGAACCGCGCCGGCGUCUGGAGCAGCAGCAGCAGCACAUGCAAGUGCCCGCACAGCAGCCCGAGCCUCAGCCAGCUGUGAUCCAAACACCCCCGCAGCAGCCCCAGCAGCAGCAGCAGCCACCCCCGCAGCCCCCCACACCGCCUCAGCCCGCCGCCGUACACAGCCCGCUCGACCAGCAGAGGGAGUUGGCGCGCCGAAGAGAGCAAGAGAGGAGGCGACGAGAAGUGAUGGCAGCAACGAUUGAUAUGAAUUUCCAAAGUGACUUAAUGGCGAUCUUUGAGGAGAACAUCUUCUGAGGAGGCAACAAAGACAAGUAGUGGAAGAAACUAGCUGCAAAAAAAAAAAACAAAAAGAAAAAAAAAAGCUCCCCUCCCCAACGCAAACACAAAACGAGUGAAAAAGCGACUUUUUAAGGACGACGACAAAGCGAAGGCCACAUCAUCGUCACCAACCGGACGCCACGCCGGCACUCUUUGCCUUUUCGUCUCCCCUUCUAGCAGGAUGUGGAGGGCGGCGUCACACCAACAAUAAUUUGAACUCAAAAGCUCUGAUUAUUUACUGACACAAGACUGGAGCGCGCUUGUUUCUGGAAGUGAAGAGAACAAGACUUGCUCUUUUUUUUUUUAAUUGUUUGUUAUAUGUGAAUGCAAGACAUGGUCUUUGGGGGGUGGAGGGGGGGAGGAUUCCACACUGUAAAUCAUUAUUAUUUCUCAAUAGAGAAGGUACACUUUGCCUUACACAUCUCUCUUUUAGACCAUGAGGUUCAAUGGCCUGCACACACACACACACACACGUACACACACGCGCUUUGAAAAAUGACAUUUAAUACAAACUACGUCAUGUAGGAGCAGUCAUCCUCUUAGUAUCUACUGUAAAGAAGUAUUUUCUUAUCCCACAAUAACUCUUUUAUUUAGGAGCUUUUAUUUUGACCUUUCUUUACCGACACACUCCACACAAACGUGCAUACACAAACGCACACAUAUCUCUAUACCAAACAACCUUUUAAUGCUCUGUCCUCACCUUGUCAUAAGGUAGCUACUUAAAAUAAAAAAAAUAUAUACAGGUAUAUAUGCAUUAUCACAGCUCCAGCAAGUAUUUAAAUAUCAGACGAUUGAAGUCGUAUUUUGAAAUCCCUGGCAGGACGCAGAGGUUAAUGUUGCGGAGCUUCAGUGAUUAAAUGGUGGUGUUAUUAUUAUUACUAUUAUGAUGAUUUCACUACAGAGCAAAAAACUCACACCGCUAUCCUUGUACUCCAUAUCGGCAGUCCCACUACUGGAUUCAGUCUGACACAUCCUCCAUUUUACAAGGUUAAAAAAAAAAGAAGAAAAAAAAGACGAAUAGGAGUUCAUAUUUAGUUCCUGUUAGUGGAUGUGACUUCUUUGAGACAAUGUCUCUCCUGGUGUUUGUUUUUCUCCAGUGCCUGUAUUAUUAUUAUUAUUAUUAUUAUUAUUGUCAUUAUUGUAAUGCAAUUCUCCUUUUGGCUUAUGUUACACUCAGUGGGGGUGGCGCUAGAGUGUAAUAUUCUGAACGGGAGGGGUCAACGGGAAUGUCAUUAUUUUUGUUUGUUUAUGAAUGAGUUUGUGUAUGAAAGGAAGACAAAAACAGAAUAAAACAAUGUUUUAUAUUUGACCUAACAUUGGGGAUUUUAAAUGUGGUUUUAGCUGGACUUCGAAACAAGCGCUCUCGUUUUAGUCUCAGCCACGACGCAUUUGGCUUAGGAUCCUGCUUGUGUGCGUUUGUGUACAUUCGAAUGGCUGCGCGAUUGUGUUUGAUUUUUUUUCUAUUGAAGAGAAUAAAGAGUAAAAGAGUACUUCGGGAGAACUUUUUUUUUUUUUUUUU
Molecule: messenger RNA, 6937 nt
Organism: Hippocampus zosterae (dwarf seahorse)
Lineage: Eukaryota; Metazoa; Chordata; Actinopteri; Syngnathiformes; Syngnathidae
Gene: brd4
Product: bromodomain containing 4
Exons: 19
Coding region: 751-5394 (1547 amino acids)
Biological process (GO): chromatin remodeling; positive regulation of transcription elongation by RNA polymerase II
Cellular component (GO): chromatin; nucleus
Source: RefSeq, a predicted model, not a curated record